AAUGGAGUGAUCGGGAUGGGCUGAUUGCUUGACAGAAAUGAUUGCUUUAUGUGGUUGUUUGUUGAAGGGGUAUAUCAUGCCCGACUCCCAGGAUGCCAAAGACAUGCCCAAGGGCGACAUGAAGCGUCGCGAGGCCGCAUGGACUGAGAAGAAAAUCAAACUGAAAAACCCAAACUAUGCCAUCAACCCACUCCGUAAACACGCAGAGGGCACGAGGACAUGUGUGCUUGCCUUCCUACGUUAUAUUUUCUGGUGCUGCUGUCUAUCAGGUUUGUCUAUUCGCAAUCUGCCCUUGUCUGUUGACCCCAAUGGGCUGCGAUCGGCCAUCACAUCCAUCCUGACCAGUGACGACAGGGGCAAGGCAGCUCUCAGGUGACGAGCCGUGCGAUCGGGGGAUGAUGCCACGGCACAGUCACAUGAGACUGGUUUCUCGUCUGCAUAUUCAGGGCACCUCCAUCUGAGUGGGACGACCCACAAGCGAGACUGGUCGACACGGUGGGCCUGCAGGAUGACAAGAUGCUCAAGAAGAAAGCGGUGGCGGCCGUCAAGAGGGUAGGCGUCAGUAUUCUGCCCACGCAGAUACCUGUUUGAUCACUGUAUGACCAAGACCGCAAGACCUAUGUCGGGUCGCUGGGGCAGGAGAAAGUGCGACGAUCGAAGGUCGGUAGACAGAUGGCUUCGACCCAUACACAGCCACCCGCAUAUGUCUUUCCUUGACUUGUUGACGUACAUGUAUCUAGGGUUUUGCGUUUGUUGACUUCGGGCGGCAUCGCGUGGCGCUGGCAACCCUCCGCUACCUCAACAACAACCCCACCGUGUUCGCCAAGCAAAAGUGAGCAUGUGUGGUAAUGCCUAGUAUUCACAUAUCUACGUGCGCUGGUGCUUACCCGAUGCGCAGGUGUCCCAUAGUUGAGUUUGCCAUUGAGGACAAGCGAGCCCUCAAAUACAAAGUAUGACACGUGCAUAAGCAGCGCACCAGCAGGCACAGCCACACUGGCUGCAUGCUGCCUUGCUUCUCCGCAGGAGAUGCGCCGCGAGAAGGUCGAGAAAAGAAAGGCAGCAGCACUCGAAAAGCCGGCAACCGACGACGCGCAGGCCGAAAAAGAGAAAAUGGCAGCGGGCGGGGAGCCGAGGGAGGACAGCACAGCAGAGAUCAAGAAGAAAAGCAGAGGUCCGGAUGGACGUUUGCAACGGCAUACUCAGACUUGAAUGUGAUGCGUUGUGUGACGGGCUGCAGGUCAGCGUCAGCGCGAGAGGCGACGCCAAGAGAGGGAUGCCAUGGAUACUGAGGAGCACCAACAGACGCAGGAUGAGCCACGGGCCACCAAGAAAAGGAAGGCGGAGGAUAUCGCCCGGUACGGACACGUAUAGAGUGGAGCACAGAUGCACGUCUGCAUGUGUUGAUCUGUCCACCCCAUGUCGUGAAGGAGGGCCACCUGUUGGACCGUCUGGCCAAGUCGGCGACGCCCCAUGAAGCGAGCGGCGCUGCUCUCCUCAUCAAGAUGCACAAGAAGGGAACCGUUCAUGAGAGUGACGACCUGGAGGUGAGGAACGACCACACGAGCAAGUUCGCGAGGGCAUUACGCUUCUUUCUUGCACUUUUUCUCAGUUGUCGGCUCUCGCCCGUCGGAAGCGAAAACUGAUUCAGAUGGGCCCGAAUCUUUUGUGCAUAUGUCAACGAACAAUGUGACGUAUUCACUGUGAUGGCGUUUGAGACUAUCUAUGGUUGUUGCUCGUUUCUGUUUUGACCGUCCACUGCUAAGUCACACACACAUU
Messenger RNA from Vitrella brassicaformis, 1776 nucleotides. NCBI's taxonomy places the organism in Eukaryota, Vitrellaceae. The record is from the annotation of a GenBank genome assembly.